Messenger RNA from Argentina anserina (silverweed cinquefoil), 1284 nucleotides. Its product is annotated as protein OXIDATIVE STRESS 3 LIKE 1-like. The record is from RefSeq and is a predicted model, not a curated record. The transcript is spliced from 2 exons. Bases 307 to 1062 code for a protein of 251 amino acids. Lineage: Eukaryota; Viridiplantae; Streptophyta; Magnoliopsida; Rosales; Rosaceae.
UUUUAUUCUCUUUUAACCUUUUUUGAGUUUCUUCUUUUCUCUCAUCUCUUUGCUUAUUAUACUCAAAGUCCCUGAAUUCGAUUCGGAUAAAACUUCAAGUCUCCAACCCAUGUGGGUCGUCUUCUUCUUCUCCACCAGCUAUUAAUACCCAAUUCCUCUCAUUUUGCCCAUCUCUGUUGAUUUUCAAUCCGAAGUUUCAAUCUUUCAAUCAAAGCUCUCAGCUUUUGAGACCAUCUCUGUUGUUUUUCCAAUCCAAAGUUUCAGUUUUUAUAUCAAAGCUCUCAACUUUGAAGCAAAACCCACAUCAUGUCUAUUGCUCUGGACAGAAAUGGGAAUAGUGGGAAUGGUAUGAUCCAACGUUCCGGGAGGUUCAUCCCUGGGAUGCCUUGUAUGUCGAUCUACGACACUAAAGGGUAUGAUCGGGAUCUUCGUUUGGAGUUGGAGGAGGACUCUAGCAGCUCAAGGUCGUCGUCGGUUGGUAAUAACAGUGAUGAGUCUAAUGGAUCAUCAGAUGGCGAGGAGGCUGAGGUUCAGAGCUCGUUUAAAGGGCCUUUGGACACCAUGGACCAGCUCGAGGAGGUUUUGCCUGUCAAGAGAGGAAUAUCCAAGUUCUACAAUGGUAAAUCAAAGUCCUUCACGAGCCUAGCAGAUGCGUCAUCUGUUUCUACUGUUAAGGAGCUUGCAAAGCCGGUCAAUCCUUACAACAAAAAGCGUAAGAAUCUGAAUUUCCGGGAUUUGAAGAAUAACGGCUGUGGCAUAAGGAGGUCAGCUAGCUCUAGUCGAGGCAUCUAUUUUGCUGGGGAGACUCUUAGCGGCUCCAACAGUGGGGAUGAUUCCAAAUCAAAUUCACCAUCACCCUUUUCUUGUCGGCCUCCUUUACAUCCCCAUCUUAAGAGAUCACCAGGUAACGGAUCAUCAGAUUCUUCUCCGCCAUCUCCUCCUGAACGAAGUGCUCCUUGGCGAUCUUUCUCACUCUCUGAUCUACAAUGUGCCGCCACUCCAACGCCUAAUAUUACUGGCUUUGAAAUUUGUAGUGGGGACAUGGGCAACAAUCCGCAUUGACAAUUUAGCUUCAUGUUUCAUUUUCCUGAUUCUGGAAGAAUGCUGGUGUAAGUUAUAGUUUCAUUUGAAUCUGCAGACCAUAUCCAGUUAUCCUGAAAAUUUAAUCAGUGUUUCCACAUGUAGGCUUUAGUUGCUAUGUAAUGAUCUGAAUGACUAAUGAUGCUAUGUAUUAUACAGAAGAAUCAAAUUUUAUGUUUCUUGUUCCAAAUUUUGGAACCAUGC